Peniophora sp. CBMAI 1063 is the source of this 2202-nucleotide messenger RNA. The record is from the annotation of a GenBank genome assembly. NCBI's taxonomy places the organism in Eukaryota, Fungi, Basidiomycota, Agaricomycetes, Russulales, Peniophoraceae.
AUGCUCGCAAUGGACUGCAACUUCAGAGCCAGAAAUCGAGACAACAAGUCCAAAGAUGAGACAAGCCCGAUGUUGGGCGACGGUAUGGCUUACAUGGUCCCCGAAGAGGACUACCAGGCGUUCACCAAGAACAAUCAGCAUGAUCAGGAGAUGAGCACCUGCUCAAAGUUUGGCGCCAUGAUCUUGGCAAACCUGAAGAAGGGAAGAGGAUAUCGCACAACGGGUGUGGGUGGCGUAUUCUGCUCACGCCACGGUUUCUGGUGGCCGAACUCCGUCGGUACCCUCGUGAAAGGCGAGCGGUACUGCACGAUUGAUUUCAUCCUGGCAUCCGUCGCGCGAAGGCUACGUAGCGAGAAGCUACAUCUAUCGUACGAUAUCAUAUGCCAGUAUGCGCGCAAUCUCGAAGCGUGUCUGCGCGACGUCAAGCCGGACUCAUUCAUCUACGAGGGAGCUCAGAAGCUUCUCAACGAAGUUCAUAAGGUGUAUGCGGUUCCGAAGUUCCACAAUCCUGGGCACAAGGAACUGUGCCAGCAGUGGUUCAACCUAGCAUUCCAGCUGUUCUGCGGUCAGACUGACGGGGAGGCAUCUGAGCGCGCAUGGGCCGGAUUGAACCCGGCGACGACGAGCAUGAGAGAGAUGGGCGCUGGGACGAUGCGCGACACCAUCGACUUCUACUGUGGGAUGUGGAACUGGCGGAAGACGAUCGGACUAGGCCCUUUCCUCUUCAAGAAGUUGGAGAUCGCCCUGGCGGAAGCGCAGGACCACUGCGAGAUCUAUACCGGUCUACGCGAAGUGCUCGCAGAUGAGGACGCGGGGACGCUACAAUCUUGGAUGGCUUCGGUGAUAGCAUGGGAGAAUCGUGACGAGGAAGGCAGGUAUGACGGCAAGGAAGCGCCGAAUCCAUACAAACCCAAAACAAAGCCCAUCACUCUUCAUCAAGCUCGCUUGCGCAGCGCGCAGGCCAUGAAGACUGCUCUGCAGAAUGUCGGGACGGCGGCGGCAAGCCAAGCCUCGGAGAUCCAUACGGCCACGCUAGACAUCACGAACUUUAUCUUGUUAGGGUUCAAGAUAGAACUGAUGAAAUUCCGUGUCACAGCCGAGCGCAACAGCAACACCGUUCUACAGAAGGCUGAGAGAACGGAGCGCAAGAAUGAACUGUUGCGCCACAUUGCGAUGUUCCGCAAGCAGCAGCAGUGGAUUAUGCCGCUGGUGUCCGCCGGCCUGCAAGAGUUACAGGGCAAGGAUGUCGACGGGACUGGAAGAGAGGCGGAGGACUACGACGACGGCGAUGAACUCAUCGCUUCAGCAGACGCUAACGAUCCCGUGCUGGAGGCCACGGAGAUGAACCUAUUCUUACCGUCGGAGUUGCCCGCUCAACUCGCCGUACAGCACAAUCACGAUGUCCUGAUGGAGGAGAUCUGUCUGCGCUGGGGAGGCCUGUCAGACGCUGUGGUCAUGAUACGGCAGAACCUGCAGAUAAAAGGAGUUGUCCAUCGGUUUAGGAAGGGCAAUACGCGAGGCCAGCGGCCAAAUACACGCGUGCGAGGGAAGCAAGCGGUGAUUGAGGCGAACUUGGCCAUCGCAAAGGCUGCGUAUCGCUUGCAUCGCGAGCGUUUCGCUGCCCUGGCGAACAUGCUCACUGCCGAAGAGCGCGCGCGGCAUAUUCCGUCGGACUGGGAGUCGAGGUUUCAAGUGCUGGAGGAGUUGGACUGUGUGGCUAUAGGUUCGAAGGUCUUGAUACAGAUUGAGGAGGCGGACAUAGCGCACGCGCGCGCGCUGAUUGCAGCGCGAAAGGGAGACACGUCUGUGACCGGACAGACACACAGGAAAGUGUCGUGGCUGUGGUACACAAGUCUCGAUGGCGCUACGUUGGAACUCAAUGACGAUAUGCGCGUAGAGUUCUUGCGAUGCCGUGCAAGAGCGAUGCGGUGGGUGGAGGAAAUCUACCAUCUCUGCUACGAGAUGGUCAGGACACCAGAGUUCACUAUGAACAAGGCGGAGUGGUGGGCUCGAAAGGCGACAUUGGAGAUGCCGGGCGUGGACGGCUUUGUUCGGGAUGGUAUGCGAGCAUACGCGAGAAAGCAAAGCACUAUGUUUAUGCGCCAGUCGGACUCACUCAAGGAGAAAUUCGCUGAGCCUCUGACGGAGGCGGCGCAGUUCAUCAAGACUCACGGACUCGACGGCCUCAUUCAUGUAUCGUAA